Messenger RNA from Colletotrichum godetiae, 1483 nucleotides. RefSeq names its product metallo-beta-lactamase superfamily protein. The coding region runs from base 48 to 1346 and encodes 432 amino acids. NCBI's taxonomy places the organism in Eukaryota, Fungi, Ascomycota, Sordariomycetes, Glomerellales, Glomerellaceae. The record is from RefSeq and is a predicted model, not a curated record. The transcript is spliced from 2 exons.
GUGGAGAAGACAUGUUCAUUUGAUAAUCGCCAUGACGUCGGGGCACCAUGCGGCUCCCGAAACUUUCCCUAGCAUUUCUCCCCUCUUUGUCUUCCUGGAGUUGUCUCAUGGUACGUAAAACCACAAUACUCAGAUCCCGUCGAUCAAUCAACGAGAUGGCCAAUAUCCCAGAAUCAGACAAUGUGGUGCGCGUCAAGCUUGUCGAUACGACAACUGCCAUGGUCGGCGUGGCCGAGUCCUUCGUUCAGCCAGUCGUCAAGGGGCACGAAGUCAUCAACUUUUGCUCGCUAGCUUUCCUCCUUGAACAUGAGAAACUCGGCAAAAAGGCGAUGUUUGAUCUCGGCGUCCGAAAAGACUACUGGAACUUACCCAAGGGUGCCCAACAAGGAGUGUUGGGACCGGAUAGCGUCAUCUUUGGCAUGAGUGUACCAAAGGGUAUUGAUGAGGUCUUGACGGAUGGAGGAGUAAACCCAAAGUCGAUUGAUUACUGCAUCUGGUCUCACGCCCACUUUGACCACCGCGGAGACGUAUCCGUCUUUCCCAAAUCAACAACGCUGGUCACGGGGCCUGGAUACUUCUUGUCGAAGGGCAGACCCGGGGGUAGAGACGAUCCACAAGCGGCAGCAGAGUUCGAAGGCCGGCCGCUCGAGGAGGCUAACUUCGACAAAGGCCUGAUGGUGGGCAAGUUCAAAGCCCAAGACUUCUUUGGCGACGGUUCCUUCUACCUGCUUGAGGCUCCGGGCCACCAGCCAGAGCACAUAUGCGGUCUCGCCCGGACCACGCCGUCUUCGUCCCCCGAGGGAGCCACCUUUGUCUUCCUGGGCGGUGAUAUUUGCCAUUUCGCGGGCGUCUUUCGGCCGUCUGAGGAUACCCCGCUUCCGGAUGGAAUUCCCGCUUCGGCCAUUGCAUUGCGUAGAGAUUGGGCGUCCAAGGCCGUGUGCCCAUGCUCCCACUUUACUCCCCAUCAUCCCAACACGUCGGACGAGAAAUUGGCUUCGACCACGCCCUGGUAUGAGCUACCUCGCGGGGGAAAACAUCCCGUCUACACAGACAUCGACCUGGCUACUGAAUCGGUUGCAAAGAUGCGUGAGCUGGAUAUCAAGGACAAUGUGAUGGUCUGCAUCGCGCACGACGCAAGUUUGCUUGAUGUGUUGCCGGUCUUCAAUAAGCAGCCAGAGAGGGACAUUAAUGACUGGAAGACAAAAGGAUGGAAGGCGACAACCUACUGGAGUUGGUUGAACGAGGUGUCCGUGGACGGCAAAACACCACACGAACCGGUGGUGGAGGGCUUCUGGAGGGACGGCAAGAAGUGGGAUUACGCGGGAUACUUGGAGACUCUUAAGUGAGACUGCGCAAUCUCAUAGCUGACCGGAGCAACUGGCGUGGGAAAGAAUGUUACUAUGGUGUGAUGAAUAAAUACGAUGAUACUAUCUGAUCGAGAAAAGAAGGUGAAUAGACAAAGGAGAAUUCCGGAACCCUGAUA